CGAAAUCAUAUGGCUACGAACAUUACCUUCCACGCUGGAAUCGUUGGAAGAGAUGAGAGGGAACUUCAUCUUGGCCAGAAAGGACUGACUCUCUGGCUGACAGGCCUCAGCGCCAGUGGCAAAUCAACGAUCGCCUGUGCCCUGGAGCAACAUUUAAUCCACCUGAAGAAGUUUUGCUACCGACUAGAUGGCGAUAACAUUCGCUUUGGAUUGAAUAAAGACCUGGGUUUCAAUGAGGCAGAUCGGAAUGAAAAUAUUCGUCGAAUUGGGGAGGUCUCAAAGCUGUUCUCAGAUGCAUGUGCAAUAACGAUUACUUCCUUCAUCUCUCCUUAUAGGGUCGACCGCCAAGUCGCCCGCGAAUUGCAUAGCAGAGCCGGGAUCCCUUUCGUGGAAGUCUUCAUUGAUGCUCCCCUAGACAUAGUAGAAGCGCGCGAUCCAAAAGGUCUUUAUAAGAAGGCUCGUGCAGGAGAAAUCAAAGAAUUCACUGGUAUCUCUGCGCCCUACGAGGCUCCAGAAUCUCCCGAGUUACACAUUAGAACAGACCAGCUCUCCUUGACUGAAAGUGUCCUCGCGAUCACCAAAUACCUUGUGGAAAAAGAGUAUAUUUGA
Cantharellus anzutake is the source of this 609-nucleotide messenger RNA. RefSeq names its product adenylylsulfate kinase. The transcript is spliced from 4 exons. The record is from RefSeq and is a predicted model, not a curated record. Gene Ontology annotation, molecular function: adenylylsulfate kinase activity; ATP binding. Gene Ontology annotation, biological process: sulfate assimilation. Lineage: Eukaryota; Fungi; Basidiomycota; Agaricomycetes; Cantharellales; Hydnaceae. The coding region runs from base 10 to 609 and encodes 199 amino acids.